Messenger RNA from Ilex paraguariensis (yerba mate), 830 nucleotides. Lineage: Eukaryota; Viridiplantae; Streptophyta; Magnoliopsida; Aquifoliales; Aquifoliaceae. The record is from the annotation of a GenBank genome assembly.
AUGUUGAUAAAGGGGAGCCCUUUUGGUUUUGUUGAUGGUGGUUUUUACCAGUCCAGUUACAGACUUCCUGUGCAAAAUGCCAAAUCUGCCAAGGGUUAUUACAGAUGCAGUACAUCAAAGGGUUGUUCAGCCAAAAAGCAAGUAGAGAGAUGCAGAACAGAUGCUUCAAUGCUCAUCAUCACUUACACCUGUAGCCAUAAUCAUCCAGGCCCUGACCUUGCUACCACAAACCUUACCCAACAGGCAAAAGAACACCAAACCCCACUUCCCGAGGACCAUCCUACAACCCCAAAGGAAGAACAAAAACAAGAGCAACAAACCCUCAUUAAAGUUGAAGGAGAGGCAAGUGAAGAUCACUUCCACUACUCCAAGUCUCCAUUCAAUACCUCCCAAGACAUUACAAUCAAUCAAGAAGAAAACCUGGACCUGGAGAAUACGUAUGACUCACCAAGUGUACUCUUUGAUACAGAGCCCCUCUCUUAUCCUCAGCUAAUGACCUUUACAGCACCCAAAUCAGAAGAAAAUGACUUCUAUGACGAGCUUGAAGAAUUACCAUCAUCUUCAUUUUUCUCAAGCUUCAUAAUGAGCAAUUUCUUCGAGGAAAUGAUUCUUGUUCAUCCUUCUUGAUCCAAGUACUUCUAGUAAUGUACUUACUUGUUUAUACAUAAUCUAUCCACUGGCACUGUAGUUCGUUGGCAUCUUCAUUCAUGGAUCUUUCCAAGAUUUUCAGGGACUUAUUUUGUUUCUUCCAAAAACACUUUAGGGCGCUUGACCAAGAAUGCCAGAUAUUAUCUCCAAAGUAAUCAAAACUUGUCAGUCUACAAAUAAUU